AUGGCAACCCCACGAACCCCCAAAAGCAGCCAUGACUUCAAUCUGCUUAUCAACAAUCUCAAUGUGACGUUUAACCUAGACCUUCCGAAUCCUGCAGUAUCAACCCCGAAACGCCGGCCUGGGGAGGAACGAACAUUUCCCGAAAGAUGUGUUGGUCUCAUGAAGUUUCUAUAUUACAACAAUCCCGACAAUGUUCAGCGAGUUAUCGAUUCCUUCCAGGAAUGGGCGAGGGCGUUUUUGUCGGACUGGAUGCCCAAGACACGCCAAGAACCGGGCACUCUGCCAUCAUCGCGUCCAUUUAUCCGCAGCAACACCCUGUCUAUGGCGAGGAAUAUCACUCCGGAACAGCGGGUUAAAGUCCUGGAUUACUUGUGGACUCUCUUGCGUGAUGAGGAAUACAUUGUGACCAUGGGGGCGUCUAGAAUAUCUAAAGACGUGAAUACCACACCUUCCACUGAACAGUCAUUGACAGAAUUGGAAUCCGGCUCUCCAGCUUCAUUUGCUGGAGGAUCAAUAUCGGGAUCCGCAAUUGUAUCCCCCAACUUCCUUCGAAAGCAAACAUCAAGUAAAAUGGCUUCUCCCUCUAAAAGAAAGAGCGGCGUCAAUGAUUCCGAGGUACUUGUGACUGCUCCUAAUUCCCCUUCCCAUUCGUUCCAUAUUACCACGUUGUCAUCGGAUGAUGAAUUUGAGUAUUCCGAUCUGGACAACUUCGAUAUUGCUCCCAUUGUUGAUUCAGUGGAUUCGGCUGAUUCAUCGGAUAAUAAUCACCAGAAACAAGGGAAAACAUCACAGAAAGCUCAAAAACAACGGAGAAUAGAAGAGUUCAUGACAAUUUCCAAAAAAGUCCAGAGUACUUUUUCACCCCCAACCUUCGGGAAAACGCCUCUAGGUAAUCAGAACUCGGAACAUAAUGCGAACACGAGUUUUUCAACAAUAGCAAGCAAGCCAACCUCCUCAACUACAUCUUUCGGAGCUAGUACUGUGGCUACAUCCUUUUCCCGUGGCUUUGGAAAAAAUCAGUUGAUUGAGAUUUCACAAGGCCCUUCGACAAUCCAGGCCUUACAAAGUGAAGAAGCCACAGCCCUGUUCGAGAACGCAAGUUUUGGACACAAUCCUGGGCUGGAUUGUCGAGAAGACAAAAUCCGUAAUAUUAUUCGAGAUCUUGAAGAGAAUGGGCCUUUCUCAAAACAACAUAUUAUCAACAGUACUGUUCCGCUUCGAUACCGAUACGAGGCCCAAAGGGCUGCCCAUUCUCGUCGUAUUCCAGUUGAAACCCUUCUCGAAAAAGUAGAUCGGGAUCGGCGCAAGUUACCUGAAUAUGAGGAUUUCUGGAAUCACCUCCAUGACGGUCUGCCAACAUCCUUGGAGAAAACGAAGUCAGGGCCUUGGGAAAUGGCAGUAGAAAUGUAUGAGGAUAAGCUUUCAACCGGUGACGUUGUUACUCUCAGUGGUAAAUUGUCGUGGUGCAAACGGAAGGGCUAUUUUGACCUUUCUCUGAACCCUCUAAAAUUUGAAAGAAGUUACCGUUUUUGCAGACGAUUUGGAUCUGAUCGAUUCCUUGAAAUAACAUUCCCAGUCUUGACAAGCCCACCAUCUCGCCUUGCCAGGGAUACGGAAGAAAGGGAAAUUUUACUGGAAGCGAUCUCGAGAUGGUUAGCAAACAGUGAACAUCAUCUCCUUGGGAGGGUGUGGAGAUCGUUUUACCUUGAAGAUGUUAAAGAGAAAUCAAAAAGAACCCCAAGGAAAAACGGCAUAGAAAUGUCGCCCGAACUGGAAACAGGUUCUAAGCGAAGUAGGGUGUUUUUGUUUGCAAUCAGUGGAACUGACUUCGGCGAAUCCACGAUGGGAAUUCCGCUCCAGAACCAAACCUCUGGAAACCGGACAAAGAUGAGUAUAGAUGCAUUAAUUAACUGGCAUAUGCCUAUAGCCGAUAAUAUCCAUCAAUCUGACUGCAAGCUAUUCCAGCGACUCGCACUUGGGCUGUCACGUACACUGAGCACGGUGGUUCUACGACGGGAGGAGGUCAUAUUUUGUCCGGAUCCACCUGGAUCCGUAAUGAAUGAUGGCUGUGCGCUUAUGUCGAGAUCACUUGGGUUGGAAAUCAAGCGUAUUUUGGAUCUGGAAGCCCUGCCCGCCUGCUAUCAGGGCAGAAUUUCUGGCGCAAAAGGGAUAUGGAUGGUCGAUUGCGAUGAUUCAAGGUUUAAGGGUGGGGAUCGAGGUUUCGGACUGGAAAUUACUGAGUCACAGCUUAAAAUAAGUUAUCCACCUGGACCUCCUCACAAUCCAAGGCUAGUUGACGAUACGCAGUUGACAUUUGAGGUGGUUCAGUGGUCGCAGCCACUCAAUCCUUCCUCCCUCAAUCUGCAAGUUCUCAAGGUCCUUCAACAUGGCGGUGUUGGCCACAGUCAUAUUAAAAAACUCAUACAGCAAGAAAUUUCUAUUUUUUAUAAGGAAUUCUUGAAAGUUAUACAUCUUUCCAAUGGUGUUGCAUGUCGCAAAUGGCUUCAAAAGAUGAAGCGUUUCGGUGAUGACGGAUACAGCUAUAAACGGCAAACCCGUCGUAUUGAUAACUUCUUCCCAUCUCAAUACGUGGAGCAGGCAGUCCUUCUUCUGGAUAGCGGUUUCUUACCACUAAAACUUCCAUACUUAACACAACUCUUCAGAUGGAUCCUGAAGGAUUACCUUGACAGCCUCAGAAAGUUAAAAGUCAGUGUCUCUCAAUCGACGUAUGCAUAUUGCAUUGCAGAUCCUCUUGGAGUAUUAAGCCCGGACGAGGUACAUUUUGGGUUCUCCCACGAAUGGGAAGAUGGAUCAGUUGUGGUUGGUACGGAACUGCACAACAUUAAUGUUCUAGUCGCUCGCCUUCCUGCUCAUCUUCCAACCGAUAUUCAAAAGAGAAGGGCGGUUUACAAAAAUGAGCUACGUCACUUUAAAGAUGUGAUUAUUUUUCCAACCACCGGUGAUGUCCCAUUAGCUUCUCUGCUUUCUGGCGGUGAUUAUGACGGAGACCAAUGCUGGGUUUGUUGGGAUCCAAUCAUUGUGGGAGAAUUUUCAAAUACCCAGUUCGACCCAAAGACCAUACCAUCCAGUGAGCAGCUUGGCCUGGUGUGUUAUUCCUUGCCUAUGAAUCAGAUGCGUUCUAUAGAUCAGUUCCUUGCCAAAGUUUUUCUGUUCAAUGCGAAGCCGUCGCAACUUGGACCUUGUACCAUCGAGCACGAAACUCUCUGCUACCAUAACAACGACCUUGGUUGUAAAGGUGCAGUUACGUUGGCCUGGUUACUCAGCUAUCUAGUUGAUAGCAAGAAGGCCGGGUUGGAACUACCAGGCAAGGCUUGGAGGCGUUUACGAGCAGAGUACAUGCCGGUGAAAUUGGAGCAGCCAGCCUACAAAACCUUCGAGCAUGAGAAGCGAAAUAGUUCCAACAUCGUUGACUAUCUGCUUUUUGAUGUGAUAAAAGCCGAGAGCGAUAGAAUACUCGAAGAUUUUGAUAGGUUUUGUGAAGAACAUUCCGGCCUCCCCAUUGACCCUCACUUAGUUGAAGCUUGGAACAAAGCAGAACAGCGGGCGGCAAAUGAAAAGCAGGGCGGUAAGCUUGAGCUAUAUGAUGCUCUGCAAGGUAUCAAAAGAAAACUUAGAAAUGUCAAGGAAGAGUGGGACGCGUGGAAGAAGUUAACAAAUAAUACCUCGUAUGCCAUGAAGAUUGCUGAGGCGGCACAAAGACUACAGCAGGUUCAGCCGCCAUCUUUCGAGCAUGACCUGAGUUAUACGUGGCGAAACAGCCAAUAUGAGUGGGAAAGAUUUCGCGCAUCAUGCGCAUACAAAGAUUCCAGAGCAGAUUUUGUUUGGUAUGCGGCGGGCCCCAUUCUCUGCGAAAUGAAAGCAAGGGCGUUGGGAGGAUACCGGAUGGUUGAAAGUCAGAUUUAUAGCACCCUAAAAGUAAAUCGAAAUUCUGCCAAGAGGGCUGUGGGGCGCAUUAUGAGACGCAAGAGUGGUGAGGAAAGUGACUGA
Paracoccidioides lutzii Pb01 is the source of this 4008-nucleotide messenger RNA. RefSeq lists its product as hypothetical. Gene Ontology annotation, cellular component: nuclear RNA-directed RNA polymerase complex. The transcript has a single exon. The record is from RefSeq and is a predicted model, not a curated record. Bases 1 to 4008 code for a protein of 1335 amino acids. Gene Ontology annotation, molecular function: RNA-directed RNA polymerase activity. Gene Ontology annotation, biological process: siRNA processing.